Prunus avium (sweet cherry) is the source of this 2529-nucleotide messenger RNA. RefSeq lists its product as uncharacterized. NCBI's taxonomy places the organism in Eukaryota, Viridiplantae, Streptophyta, Magnoliopsida, Rosales, Rosaceae. Gene Ontology annotation, molecular function: protein binding. The record is from RefSeq and is a predicted model, not a curated record.
GUGUAGGUGUAGCUAGCAUUGGGAACGACAGAACACAAAACAACCACAGAAAUGCAUCUGCUCUUUCGGCGGUCAUCAAAAGCCGCAGUAACGGUCACUCGCUCUCUGGCCCUCCCGCCAAAACCCCCAUCCUCCUUCUCCUUCGUCUUCUUCCUCUCAUCACAACCCCAUAACCAGAACCACGAAAUCGGCUCAAUCGGCUCCCCUUCCAGGAUCCAAAAUCUCAUCGCUUCACAAUCAGACCCUCUCCUUGCCAAAGAGAUCUUCGACUUGGCCGCCCGCCAACCCCAUUUUCGCCACUCCUACUCUUCCUUCUUCACUCUCAUCCUCAAGCUCGGCCGCUCCAAGUACUUCUCUCUCGUCGACGACCUCCUCAUCCGCCUCAAGACCCAGAACUACUCUGUCUCCGCGGCUCUCUUUUCCCACUUGAUCAAGAUUUACGGCGAAGCCAAUUUGCCACAGAAAGCCCUUCGCACCUUUUACACCAUGGUGGAAUUUGACUGCAGGCCUUCCGUCAAACACCUGAAUCGCAUUCUUCAAAUCCUCGUUUCUCACCGGAACUUUCUCCGCCCAGCGUUCGACGUCUUCAAGGACGCUCACCGUCAUGGGGUGAUGCCCAAUACUCAGUCUUACAAUAUCUUGAUGCGUGCUUUUUGUUUGAAUGGGGAUCUUAGCAUUGCCUACCAGCUGUUCAACAAAAUAUUUGAGAGAGACCUUGUUCCGGAUGUGCAGUCGUAUCGGAUUCUGAUGCAGGGGUUGUGUAGGAAGGGUCAGGUGAAUACGGCGGUUGAUUUUUUGGAGGACAUGUUGAACAAAGGGUUCGUUCCGGAUUCGUUGAGUUACACUAGCUUGUUGAAUAGUUUGUGUAGGAAGAAGAAGCUUCGUGAGGCUUAUAAGCUGCUUUGUAGGAUGAAGGUUAAAGGGUGCAAUCCUGAUAUUGUGCAUUAUAAUACUGUUAUUUUAGGAUUUUGUAGAGAAGGGCGUCCAGUUGAUGCUUGUAAGGUUCUUGAGGAUAUGGCAUCAAAUGGGUGCUUGCCAAAUUUGGUGUCCUAUCGGACUUUGGUUAGCGGGUUAUGUGAUCAUGGGAUGCUUGAUGAGGCAAAGAGUUAUAUGGAGACAAUGAUAUCAAAGGGGUUUUCUCCGCAUUUUUCGGUUGUUCAUGCUUUAGUUAAAGGGUUCUGUAAUGUGGGUAGGGUUGAGGAAGCCUUUGCAGUUUUGGAGGAGGUGCUAAAGCAUGGGGAGGUUCCUCAUACAGAUACUUGGCUUACAAUAGUUCCUGGGAUAUGCGAAGAGAUUGAGCUAGAGAGAUUGAAGGAAAUUCUGAAAGAGGACAGGGAACAAUUCCUCCCUCACGCUUGCCAUCUCUCAGUCAGAACAGAACUUCUGCAAUUUUUAUUGGAGGGUUCCGAUGCUCCUAAUACAAGAGCAGCAGGAGAAUAUCUUAACUUGUAUUUUCUCUUGGAGCUAGAAACUGAAGCUACUUUAGACAUUCUGAGAUGUGCUUUCAUUGAAGAUGACAUCUCAAAACCCGACAUUUAUUCUCAUGAUUCAGCUGAUGCAAAUAUGGAGCUGCCGGAUGGGAACAAUUCAAUGGCUCAAAGUCAGAAUUCAAUGGUUCAAAGUAGAUACUCUCAUUCAUGUUAUUAUUAAGGGUAUCUCCCCAAUAGAUGGAUCUCCUGGCAAUGAUGACACUGCAUCAAUAGUAGACUGGCCUUCAAAGAAAGACAUUGGUCAUCUGUUUGAGUUUAGUGCGUACUAUGUUGCAUGUGGAAGAGCUAAUGUCUCGAAUCGUGUAUUGUCUAAAAUUUUGGAGUAUUUGACGUCAAAGAAUAACUUUCCGUCAUGGGUUGCUAGAGAUAGCAUAACUUCAAAAAGAAGAGAGAAAUAGGUUCUUGGCCUUCUUGAGGUAGUGCCUGAGACCGAUUUGGAUUCAUUUUAUGAGAAAGUGUGAUUUUACCAGGUUUGUGGCCUAAUUCAUACCAGCAGAUAUCAGUGUCUUGCUGCUCUGGACUGCUACAUGAAAGAUAUAGAUGAUCCCGUUCAUGCCUUCUCCUUUAUUAACAAAAUAUUAUUGUGGCUGACUGACAAUGAAUCCGCUGCUUUUCAAUCAGAAGUAAUUUAUCAAAUUCCAGAGUUUUUUUACUUAAACAGAGAAGGCACGUUAGUCUUGGUUAUCAACAAUUUUACUAGUGAAGAAGGUUCUCAUAUCCUCUUUGAACUUCGUUCCCAUCCAAAAAGCCUAUUCCUCGGUAAUUGAGGUUCACUUAUCUGGCCCUCGACUUUUCAAGUUUAAGAAAAGAUGAUCUUGUGAGGGUAAAGGAUCAAUCAAAAGCAGUUGAGGCUUACUUGGAAAGGAUCUCUAAUUUCCCAAAGCUUUUGCAUAACAAUCCUGUUAAUGUGACCAAUGAUAUGAUUGAACUUUAUUUGGAGCUGUUAUGUGAGUAUGAGCGCAAUUGAGUUCUCAAAUUCCUAGGGACUUUUGAUAGCUAUCGUGUGGAAGGAACACUGUUUACGCCUGUGCCAGAAAUA